AACUAUACUACUACACAGCAAAAGCACAAACUCUUAAACAAACAAAAGAACAACAAGUCGACGAAUCGUCCCUUCUUUCACUCAACUCUAUGGCGUCCUGUCGUACGUGGACGCGAGCGGGAUGGUCCGGUACACUCACCAUACACCACCACUAUCACCAUACCACUACUGCACUCCACCACACGACGUCCAUAUCUCCCGCAUUCCACUCCGCUCACGCUCCAUACCCGCCGUGGGGUUUCCAGACUCGCCACUGCGCCGCCUUUGGCAAACACUGGAAGAAACAACCACCCGCACCGUCCAAAAAGCCCAAAGGACGACCCGGGAACCAAACGGCGCACGCCCCGACCCGACCCACUCCACGCGUUUCGGGACGUGCGCGCCAAGCACGUCUCCGCAAACCCCGGACCCCCUUUGGGAUACCCGAAGCGUCCGAUGCUGCCCACCCCAAUACUACCUCCGCUAGUAGUACCAGUACGACUCCGAAAACCGGGGUACCGCCCAUGUUUGCCUGGCCCACCGCGUCGCCCUACGUCUUUGUCACCCGCACGGCCGUCGUUACCGCCGGCGUCGAUCACACCCAACUCUUCCGCGAAGCCGCCGAACCGUCCUACGACCAACCGUCCUUAUUCCACAACGGACGUUUCGAAUACUUGUCUUCCGUCAGUGACGGAUCUUCCAAGAAACCCUUGCAACUCCCGCCCGACUCGGACGUGCCGGAAGUGGCCUUUCUCGGUCGUUCCAACGUCGGCAAGUCCAGUCUCAUCAAUGCACUCAUGCGCCGUGAUCUCGCCCGCAUUAGUAAACAACCCGGUCGGACCCAACAAGUCCACCUCUUUGGUAUCGUCCCCCGGGCCUACGAACCACACCACCACCCGCGCACCACCACGGCGCCGCCGCCCCGGACUACGCCGCCGCCGCUCGCGGCGUAUUCGUCGAUUUGCCCGGAGUCGUGGCAAGUACUCACGCAACGAUUCUUGCGGACGCGACGACGGGAUACCGGUAAUCUACGUCGACUCUUUCUGCUCGUCGACGCCCGACACGGCACGCAAACCAUCGAUCACUUCGUCAUGACCUGGUUGGAAGAUAACGAUAUUCCCUACACGGUCGUUUUGACCAAGGCGGAUUGUGUUGGUGCCCCGCAAAUUGUCCGGAUGGUCAACCAAAUUUGUUUGCGCUACGCCGCGGAAGUCGGUCACGCGGCCGACGGGGACGUGGCCCCCGCGGCUCUCUACAUGAGUCCCAUUGUACACGUCACCAGUGCCAAAGGAGGACGGGGACUCGCCGAAUUGCUCUCCACUAUCGAAAACGAGUUUCUCGUCCGCAACGAUACCGACGAGGACGAGGAAUUCAGUGACGACGAGGAUUCGUCAGUGGACGGAGACUCUAGUGACGAGGAUGAUGAUGAUGACGACGAGGACUCUAGUGACGAUGAUGAUUCUCAAUACAAUGGGGACUCUAGUGACAAUGAUAGUGAUGACGACAACAAAGACUCUAGUGACAAUGAUAGUGAUGACGACAAAAGGCCGGACGGUUCCGUAAGACCCCAUCAGCGAUAA
This is a messenger RNA of Phaeodactylum tricornutum CCAP 1055/1, 1559 nucleotides long. RefSeq lists its product with no specific name. The record is from RefSeq and is a predicted model, not a curated record. Bases 90 to 1559 code for a protein of 489 amino acids. The transcript has 2 exons. Gene Ontology annotation, molecular function: GTP binding. NCBI's taxonomy places the organism in Eukaryota, Bacillariophyta, Bacillariophyceae, Surirellales, Neidiaceae.